AUGGCUCAUCAUGGCAUUUGGAGGGCGUUGUGGGUAUUCCUGCUGCCCGGUCUCAUUGCGGCAAAGCUUGUCCGCGAAGAGAUUACAUUGACUUGGGAUCUGGGAGCUCCAAACGGUCAAGUCAGAGAAAUGAUAAAGAUGAAUGAUGGGUUCCCCGGCCCACAUUUCACUUGGGAUGAGGGCGACGAUAUCGAGGUCAUAGUCCACAAUCGGAUGCCAUUUAACUCUAGCAUACACUGGCACGGACUGAUGAUGCAAGGGACGCCAUGGUCCGACGGUGCGCCCGGCGCGACUCAACUACCCAUCGAGCCCGAUGAGAUGUUUAUAUACCGCUUCAAAGCUAGUCCCAGUGGCACUCAUUGGUAUCAUGCUCACUCCAGAACGACCUUAUUGGAUGGGUUGUAUGGCGGAAUCUUUAUCCGACCUACCCCAGAUACUCCAGCUGCAUGGAGCCUCAUAUCAAAUGACAAAUCACACAUCCAAGCGAUGAACAAGGCCGCCAAUGACCCGAUUCCGAUCCUUGUGUCAGAUUGGACACAUUUCAAAUCCUGGAAUUAUAUGGAUGCUGAGGAGUCAUCCGGAUAUGCGAUAUUUUGCGUCGAUAGUAUUCUGAUCAACGGGAAAGGCAGCGUUUAUUGCCCAGGAGAGGAAUAUCUGGUCAACCACACAAGCAACUAUAUGAAAUGGGCUCUGUAUCCAAACCAUGUCAACGACAAAGGAUGCUUUCCAUUUAUGAAAUCGACGGAAGGCCUGUAUCUCAAUGAAGGGAAACCGGAGACAAUCCCGCUACACCUUCAAAAGGGAUGCGUCCCUGCUACAGGCGAUGAUGAAAUCAUUUACGUGGAUGCAGCCUCCAAAUGGGCUAGUGUCAACUUUAUAGGUGCCGCUACCUUCAAGACGACCAUAUUCUCGAUUGAUGAGCAUCCUAUGUGGGUGUACGAGGUGGAUGGACACCGCAUCGAGCCGCAGAAGGUCGAUACAGUCAAGAUGUAUGCAGGUGAGCGGUAUGCGGUCAUGAUCCAGCUGGACAAGGAACCAAAAGACUACACGAUACGCAUAGCCGACAGUGGCUUGACCCAGAUCAUUUCGUCGUUUGCCACACUACGCUACACAGGCAGCCCGGGGACUCGCUCUGAAGGCCAUGCAGCCUUUCACUACGGGGGACUAAAUACCACGGCCGUUGUCACACUUGAUCGCGAGAAUCUUCCACCGUUCCCGCCAUUGAAGCCGGCCGCUCAUUCGGAUGAGCAUUUUGUUCUUCACACCCAUCGAUGGAUGAGUCCCUGGCAAUACACGUUGAGUGGUGGUGGAAUGUGGCAAGAAGACCGCAGUGCAUACUCGCCCCUACUCUACGAUAUCAAUCAACCAGACGCGCUGGAUGAAGGCCUCAUAGUCCGCACUCGAAAUGGGUCCUGGGUCGAUCUCAUCGUCCAGGUUGGCUCACAACCGGGUCAGCCCCAGGAGUUCCCGCACAUGAUGCACAAACACACCGGAAAAAUGUGGCAGGUCGGAGCGGGUGAAGGCAUCUGGAAUUAUACCACAGUGGAUGACGCGAUUGCUGCUGAGCCGCAUCGUUUCAAUCUUGAGAACCCCAAUUACCGCGACACAUUCGUCACCUCGUUUGAUGGACCUUCUUGGCUUGUGUUGCGUUACCAUUCUAUCAACCCUGGACCCUGGCUGUUUCAUUGUCAUAUUGAGACACAUCUUGCAGGCGGCAUGGCGGUUGCCUUGUUGGAUGGUGUUGAUGCAUGGCCGGAGAUCCCCCCGGAGUAUGCGCCCCAUCAAAAGGGUUUGGUACCGGGCCAGCCCGCCCCACGGCCCGGGAUAUACCUCCCCUCUCCACAGACGAAAUUGGAUAAAGUGGAAAUUCUCGGAGACGCAGAGAAGACAGAGAAGGGAGCUGAGACGGAAAUGGCCAAAUCAUAUGAACAUUCAAAAGUUUGGAACUCUGUGGUGGGGAAGAUGAUCGGCUUCCUUGAAACCAUCAAGUCGGGGUGA
This is a messenger RNA of Penicillium salamii, 1998 nucleotides long. NCBI's taxonomy places the organism in Eukaryota, Fungi, Ascomycota, Eurotiomycetes, Eurotiales, Aspergillaceae. The record is from the annotation of a GenBank genome assembly.